AUGCAGCGACUCGACGACGCAGACGUCCAUACCCCUCUCACUUCCACGUCUCAGUUUAUUGAGGCAGACAACGAUGACGACCUGGACGAUGAGGCCAUCCCCGGAUUUACGCAUCCCUCGUUAGACACACCCGUGUCCGCGAGUAAGGGCAAAGCACGAGAUGACCAGCCAGCCCCUGCGUCUACAUACCCUCAUAGUCCCGUCUCGGGCAUCAUAGGCAGCUCAACCGAUGGCAACGCGCGACCAUCACGAAACACAGUCGGAGGGGUGCAGGUUGAGAUGCGCAAUACAGGACUCGACACGCUUGACGAGCCGAUAUCCACAACAAUUGGACGUGACCUACUAUCAAUUUAUACCAAGACUAUACAAGUACUCUACCCUCCAAAAGCCGGACACCGAGAGGUCCUCAGAGAUUGGGACCUCUGGGGUCCGCUUGUCAUCAGUCUUACCCUCGGAAUUCUACUGAGUAUCAGGGCUGCCCCUGACCAAUCCCUUCCCAUCUUCACAACCGUCGUCUGCCUUAUGACCAGUGGCUCGCUUGUCGUCACAAUACAAGCAAAGCUACUGGGUGGCCGAGUUUCUUUCUUCCAAGGGUUGUGCGUGUUCGGGUAUUGCGUCGCCCCACUGAACAUUGCUGCGCUGGUCUCUGUGUUCGUGCCUCUAGUCUACGUCAGGCUACCUGUGACGUUUGUUGCAUGGGCCUGGUGCGUAUGGGCGUCUGUGAAUUUCCUGGAUGGUACGAAGCUCGAAAAGCAAAGGACAAUGCUCGCCGUCUACCCCCUGCUCUUGUUCUAUUCUAUACUAGCAUGGAUGAUUGUCAUCGAAUAG
Fomitopsis serialis is the source of this 828-nucleotide messenger RNA. Its product is annotated as Yip1-domain-containing protein. The record is from RefSeq and is a predicted model, not a curated record. Gene Ontology annotation, cellular component: membrane; trans-Golgi network. The transcript is spliced from 10 exons. The coding region runs from base 1 to 828 and encodes 275 amino acids. Gene Ontology annotation, biological process: endoplasmic reticulum to Golgi vesicle-mediated transport. Lineage: Eukaryota; Fungi; Basidiomycota; Agaricomycetes; Polyporales; Fomitopsidaceae.